AUGUAUUCACAAUUACUCAAAGAAAGUCUUUUGAAAAUUGAUUUUGAUACACAAGACACAAUAAACUUUGUCAAAUUUUUACGAGAAAAAUAUGCUGGCAACGAAAAAACAUGUCAAGUGACUGAUGAAUUCAAACAAAAUUAUGAUGGAACAUCACUGCGUAAUGGGGCAUCGCCUAUUUGGUGGCACACACGAGAUUGGUUAAUUUAUUCGAUACUUAACAAAGCUCUUCGUAAUCAAGAUAUUGGCAUGAUCAUAAAAAUGAGUUUCUUUGCUCGAGAUCUUCAUCAACAAAUUCAGUAA
This is a messenger RNA of Rotaria sp. Silwood1, 303 nucleotides long. Lineage: Eukaryota; Metazoa; Rotifera; Eurotatoria; Philodinida; Philodinidae. The record is from the annotation of a GenBank genome assembly.